AUGUCGGCCACCAACCUAGCUAUUCUCCUAAGUAAGCAGCCGGCCUACCAAAGCUACGAACAUCACGCGGCCGGCCUUCUAAGUUGUAACUUAGAGUGGAGAAGGGAAGGAGAAGCGGCCAGAAAGAGCUAGAGAUGGCGGAGACGGUGGUGAGCAUGGCGAGGUCCAUGCUUGGGGGCGCCAUCAGCAUGGCCGCCUCUGCCGCCGCCACCGAGAUGAGUCUUCUCAUCGGAGUCCGCAAGGACAUCUGGUUCAUAAAAGACGAGCUCAAGACGAUGCAAGCAUUCCUCGUGGCUGCCGAGAAAACAAAGAAGAAAAACAUGCUACUGAAGGUGUGGGCAGAGCAAGUAAGAGAUCUAGCAUAUGGUAUUGAGGAUUGUCUUGAUGAAUUUAUGGUGCAUGUGGGAAGCCAGAGCCGUUCUCGACGGCUGCUUAAGCUGAACGAUCGGCAUCGGAUUGCCAGCCAAAUCCGUGAUCUCAAAGCAAGAGUUGAAGAAGUGAGCAAUAGGAAUGCACGCUAUAACUUGAUCAACGCUGAUGCCUCCAGCAACAUUGACGAGGUGAAUGCCAGCAUGGAAGAUGUUCGUAGCCACUCAGCUGGUAACAUUGAUGAGGCAGAGCUUGUGGGCUUUGUUAAGCCUAAAGAGGAGUUGAUUAAGAUGGUGGAUGUUAACUCCAGAGAUGGUCUUUCCAAGGUGAUAUGUGUCGUUGGCAUGGGCGGUUUAGGCAAGACUACUCUAGCAAGGAAGGCAUAUGCUAGCAAGGAAGAUAUUGUGAAUAAAUUUGCUUGUUGUGCUUGGGUCACAGUCUCACAGUCAUUUUCGAAGAUAGAGAUGCUCAAGGAGAUGAUAAGUCAACUUUUGGGUACCGAGUCACUGAGGAAAUGCUUGAAAGAACUUGAACAGAAGGCAGUGCAAGUAGAGCAUCUCGCCAACUACCUCAGAGAAAAGCUAGAGGACAAGAGAUACUUUAUUGUUCUUGAUGACCUGUGGACCAUAGAUGCUUGGAAUUGGAUCAAAUAUAUUGCUUUUCCUAUUAGAAACAAUAAAGGUAGCCGAAUAAUAGUAACAACACGAGAUGUGGGCUUGGCUGCACAGUGCACUUCAGAAUCACUUAUCUACCACCUUAAGCACCUGCAAAUAGAAGAUGCCACAAAUUUGCUACUAAGAAAGAGUGGGAAAACACGGGAAGACAUGAAAAAUGAUAAGAAAAUGAUGGCAGUGGUCAACAAAAUAGUAAAGAAGUGUGGUGGUCUACCGCUGGCUAUACUCACUAUAGGAGGCAUGCUUAGCAACAAAAAGGCAACAGAGUGGGAAAGUAUCUAUACACAAAUCCCAUCAGAGCUUGAGAGCAACCCUAGCCUAGAAGCAAUGAGGAGGAUAGUUACUCUAAGCUACAACAACUUGCCGUCUCAUCUCAAGUCAUGCUUUCUUUAUCUAAGCAUCUUUCCUGAGGAUUUUGAAAUCAAAAGGAGGCGUUUGGUAGAUAGAUGGAUAACAGAGGGGUUUGUUAGAGCCAGAGGUGGAGUAAACAUCGAAGAUGUUGGAAUAAGUUAUUUCACCGAGCUAAUCAACCGAAGCAUGAUUCAGCCCUCAAAAGUGAGCAUAGAAGGACAUGUUAAGAGUUGUCGAGUCCAUGAUAUCAUGCAUGAUGUGAUGGUCUCGAUAUCCAGGGAAGAAAAUUUUGUGUAUUUGGCAGGAGAUAAUGCAACUACUGUAUCAGAGGGGAACUUCCGUCAUGUAGCAUACAAUGGUAGUAAGUGCCAAAAAUUAGGCAUGGAUUGUAGCCAUGUUCGUUCAUUAACCAUGUUUGGUGAGAAAUCAUUGGAUCCAUCACCUUCAGUUUGUUCAUCUGACAUGAGAAUGCUCCGGGCCUUGGAUCUAGAGAAUGCACAGUUUCAAGUCACACAAAAGGAUAUCAGCAACAUAGGAUUGUUGCGGCACUUGAAGUAUGUGAAUUUUUCUGAUCCUCAAGGAUAUUCACAUAUUUACAAACUUCCUAGAUCCAUAGGGAAAUUGCAAGGCUUACGUACUUUGGACAUAAGAGGUAGUUAUAUUACAAAACUGCCAACUGAGAUUUGUAAACUCAAGAGUCUACACAGUCUCCGUUUUACCACAAAUGGUUCCUACGAAUACUUUGACUUGGAUGACCCCAAGAAUUGCUUGCUGGCCACAUCUUGUCUACCCAUAUUUUUCACACCUUUGUUUGAUCCCAGUGAUCGUGCUGAGGUAAUUGCCGAGCUACACAUGGCAUGGUGUAGCCAUUGGUCAGAGUCAGAUGGUGUGAGGGUGCCAAAAGGAAUCAGCAAACUGAAAGAGCUGCAAGUACUAGAGGUUGUGGACAUCAACCGAACCAGUGGCAAAGCAAUUAAAGAGCUAGGUGAGCUUGUGCAGCUGAGAAAACUAAGCGUGGUAACACAAGGGGCCACCAAGCAGAAAUGUGAAGUACUCUGUGAUGCCAUUCAGAAGCUCACUUGCCUCCGCUCCCUUGAAGUGCAUGGUUCACUCGAGUGGAUGCAUGUUGUUUCCUCUCCUCCACCCCUGUUGAGGAGUCUGAAGUUGGAGGGAUGCCUCGGAGAGGUUCCUGGCUGGUUUGGCAAUCUGAUGCAUUUGGUAAAGCUUCACUUAUGGAGCAGCGAGAUAAAGGAAGAAGGUAAAAUCAUGGAAAUACUAGGGCCACUUCCCAACCUCAUGCAUCUUCGCCUUGAAAAAGGCUCUUAUAUUGGGAAGAAGUUAGGAUUCAAAACGGGAGCAUUUCCAAAUCUCAAAAAGCUUGAUAUUUUGUAUCUCGAGCAAGUGAGAGAGUUGAUAUUCGAGGAGGGCACCUCGCCCCAGCUGGGAAAGAUAGAAAUCACUUUCUGCUGGUUGGAAUCAGGGAUUAACAGUAUCGACAACCUUGCAAGUCUCAAGGAGAUUUGGCUUAAUUGGUAUGCGCAAGUGGCCAGGCUUGGUGUGUUGCAACGUGAAGUGGACGCGCACCCCAACAAUCCCGUGCUGCGGCUGCAGAAGGAACGGAGCUACCACGACCUGGAUGAAGGAACGGAGGGGGAGGAAUCAUCAUCUCUCCAUCCCGAGCAUGCAGCAACGGGGGAAGCCUCCUCCUCGCAGGUGGCGGUCGUGACGACGGGGAGCCACAGCAGGCAAGACCCUGACAUAAGGGAGGUCCAAGGCUCUACUUUGGUGGAAGACGAUUUCUGGUCCUGCAAUUCCGACGACGACGACGCUUGAUGAUUGGUCGAUGCUGCUCCCUUUGUUCAGAUCCAUUGCUGCUUCUCGAAGACUCCCGUGCGCACAGGCCGACGCCUGCGCUGGUACCCAUAGGAGGUUCUACUACGGAUGAUUUUCCCUUCGCGUUGCUUCUGAAUUUCUGAUUGCUCCCGCAGUCUUCUGAUGCCAUGUUGGUGCAGCUCAAACCUCCUUCGAUUUUGUUUGAUUCCAUCUGAUUUCUGGUGAUAUUUGUCAGACUUUCUUUCGUGCACACCAACCGUUCAUCUCAACGUCUGCAAGAGAUUAUAUCUGAAUGUAAAACCGAUCACAAUUAUCUUUUAGAUGCAUAAAAUCUGCUUCAGUGCAAUGUCGUUACUUCCAUUGCUAUUUAUCUGGAGGACAUGUGAAGCUUAUAUGUUAUAGUUCCCUGACUCCAGCCUGCAGGAGGAACCGGAGCAACUCUGCUAGAUGAGGAGGAGCAGGGAGCUUCGCAACCAUCCUGUGCUGCCAAGGGAUACUGAAUAAUAUCAAGCGAAGUCGGAAGUCAUGGGAUUUCUUUCUGAUCCAGGAGGGAGUUAACAUGCUCAACACUGGACAGUCCGACUCUGAAGUGUGAUAGCUGGUCAAUUAAGCAAUCGGGGAGGGAAAUGCAAUGGACUAUACAAGAAAAUAUACCACUAUCAAUUAAGGUGCAUUGUUAUGAUGCAAUUGGUCAUUGUGUUUAACUUCCUUGUUCGCUGCCAAUGUCAGAGCAGUAGUCUUUUGUUGUCUCUUACAGCAAAGAUGACAUUGGCUGUAGCCUGCAGGAAAUUAGAAUUUUGCAAAUCUGGGAGAAGAUGGAACGUCGCAUGAUCAAACUCAUGAUGCAAUUACUGCGACUUAUGGCGGCGCAUUACCUGAUUUUCUGCCAAAGUUGUAUAAUAUCAAAGAGACAACUGGAGGAAGGUAUAAGUAUAACCCAAUGGAAGUACUAGAGGCAUCUUGAUACUUAGGAGGAGCUGGAGCAACUCUGACAGAUGAGAUUUGAGCGUGAUGCAUACUUCUGCAACUGAUGAAAUGUUCUGAAGUAUGGACUGUGAUCGACCUGAUAACUGCUGGGGAGAAGUCGUGGAAAAUGCAAUGGGCUACACCACGCAAGAUGCUGCUACUGCUUAAGGUGCAUAUACGUACAGUUAUGCCGCAAUUCGCCGUCGCGCUCAGCUCUCCAAGUUCUCUGCUGGGUGGUAGCUUCCGAUAUGGUGCAAGGUGAACCUGAGAGGCGUCUUGACAUCUCUGAACUACGAAUGGAAGAGAAACGCAUUGAUCUCGAGGCUUCAGUGUAAUGGAGAGGAGUAGCAAGCUGCACUGCUCCUCAGGAGUUUACGAGUUGUUACUGUUGGCCUAGAUGAGAAAACGCUUCUUGAGGAACACAAUCGAAUCGAAUGGCUGAUCCACCUGAUCAGAGCCUGCAAUUUUGAAUCAGACCUACUCUGCUUUUCCAGAGAUGUUUAGUUCCUGUCUGUUACUGCCACUAUGCUUGUGCUUGCUUGUAAUCAAAGAAUGAGGAUUACAUGUGUUGUUA
Molecule: messenger RNA, 4767 nt
Organism: Triticum aestivum (bread wheat)
Lineage: Eukaryota; Viridiplantae; Streptophyta; Magnoliopsida; Poales; Poaceae
Product: disease resistance protein RPM1
Exons: 9
Coding region: 135-3227 (1030 amino acids)
Biological process (GO): defense response to other organism
Molecular function (GO): ADP binding
Source: RefSeq, a predicted model, not a curated record